AUGCUCUCCACUCUGCGUGUCGCCAGCCGCUCGGCUGCUGCCCGCGAUGCUAACAUGCGUACCGUGGUGAUCGGUGCCAGACAGGCCUCGGCCUGGUCCAAGGUGCCCCAGGGCCCUCCGGAUGCCAUCCUGGGUAUCACCGAGGCCUUCAAGGCCGACUCCUUCAAGGAGAAGAUCAACCUGGGUGUUGGUGCUUACCGUGACGACAAGGGCAAGCCCUACGUCCUGCCCUCUGUCCGCAGCGCCGAGGACAAGGUCGUCGCUUCGCGUAGCGACAAGGAGUACGCCGGCAUCACCGGUAUCCCUGCCUUCACCAACGCCGCCGCGGAGCUGGCCUACGGCCCCGACUCCUCCGCCAUCAAGGAGGACCGCCUCGUCAUCACCCAGACCAUCUCCGGCACCGGUGCCCUCCGCAUUGGUGGUGCUUUCCUCCAGCGCUUCUACCCUGGCGCGAAGAAGGUCUACCUGCCCAACCCCAGCUGGGCCAACCAUAACGCCGUCUUCAAGGACUCCGGCCUGGAGGUCGAGAAGUACCGCUACUACAACAAAGACACCAUUGGUCUUGACUUUGAGGGUCUGAUUGAGGACAUCAAGGCCGCUCCCGAGGGCAGCAUCAUCCUGCUCCACGCCUGUGCCCACAACCCCACCGGUGUUGACCCGACUGAGGCCCAGUGGCGCCAAAUUAGCGAUGUCAUGAAGCAGAAGGGUCACUUUGCUUUCUUCGACAUGGCUUACCAGGGCUUUGCCAGCGGUAACGCUGACAAGGACGCCUUUGCGCCCCGCCACUUUGUCGCCGAAGGCCACAACAUUGCUCUGUGCCAGAGCUUCGCCAAGAACAUGGGUCUCUACGGUGAGCGUGUCGGAGCCUUCUCCCUCGUCUGCGAGAACACCGAGGAGAAGAAGCGCGUCGAGUCGCAAAUCAAGAUCCUCAUCCGCCCCUUCUACUCCAACCCCCCAUCCACGCAGUGGCUCGGCGAGGUCAAGGGCAUGGCCGACCGCAUCAUCGAGAUGCGCUCCCUGCUCCGCACCAACCUCGAGAAGCUUGGCAGCAAGCACGACUGGUCCCACAUCACCAGCCAGAUCGGCAUGUUCGCCUACACCGGUCUGAAGCCCGAGCAGAUGGACGCUCUGGCCAAGGAGCACUCCGUCUAUGCCACCAAGGACGGCCGUAUCUCCGUUGCGGGUAUCACCACCGGCAAUGUCCAGCGCCUGGCUGAGUCCAUCUUCAAGGUUACUGGUUAA
Molecule: messenger RNA, 1242 nt
Organism: Penicillium argentinense
Lineage: Eukaryota; Fungi; Ascomycota; Eurotiomycetes; Eurotiales; Aspergillaceae
Product: pyridoxal phosphate-dependent transferase
Exons: 5
Coding region: 1-1242 (413 amino acids)
Biological process (GO): biosynthetic process; L-aspartate catabolic process
Cellular component (GO): mitochondrion
Molecular function (GO): pyridoxal phosphate binding; L-aspartate:2-oxoglutarate transaminase activity
Source: RefSeq, a predicted model, not a curated record